AUGAACGAAUGUUGCAUUACCCAGUAUAAGCAUCUGGAUCACCAUGAUGACGAUGAGAUUCUGGAAGAGCAUUACACUUUCGGAACGUACGAUGUUAUCCACCGUGUUUGGAAUCAUGAUGUGAGAGAGAAAAGUGAGACCAAAAGUGAUAGUACUAGUUUACAGUAUAAUGGUACUAAUGGAAUGCACGGCCCUACUCAUGUUCAUGAACAUUCACAAGUUCAAUAUGGUCCGCCAAGUAUUAACCCUAACCUACAUACCGUAGUUCAUGCUGCUCCAAACAUACCACGCCCGACGUAUGUUACUGAUUAUCAGACGACUAAAAUGCCAAGACUUGAUAGACCAGUAUUACCAAACCUUACUGCACUCGAUACAACGAGUGAUAAUAUUGUACCAGAAGCAAAGCUUGAUGAAUACGAAGGUCAUUUGUCUGGAUAUCAAUCCCCUAUGUUGACUUAUCUUCAAAACAUUAACGUGCCGGCUUCUGCAUGGUCAAGUGGAUGGAUACCCAUUGAUGGAGGGAAUGCUGUGGAAAAACGGACUAUUUGGUACAGUAAAGAUGAAAAACCAUAG
Messenger RNA from Bursaphelenchus okinawaensis, 573 nucleotides. Lineage: Eukaryota; Metazoa; Nematoda; Chromadorea; Rhabditida; Aphelenchoididae. The record is from the annotation of a GenBank genome assembly.